AUGGGUAGAGAUCACACCACCAAGCAACACGCUAGAUCCGGUCACAGAGAAGCUCCAAAGUCCGAUAACGUUUACUUAAAGUUAUUGGUUAAGUUAUACUCUUUCUUAGCUCGUCGUACCGAUGCUCCAUUCAACAAGGUCAUCUUAAAGUCUUUAUUCUUAUCCAAGAUUAACAGACCACCUGUUUCUGUUUCCAGAAUCUCCCGUGCUUUAAGACAAAAGGGUGCUGAAAACAAGAUCGUCGUCGUUGUUGGUACCGUUACCGAUGACAACAGAUUAUUAGAAUUCCCAAAGGCUACUGUUGCUGCUUUAAGAUUCACCGCUGGUGCCAAGGCCACCAUCUUAAAGAACGGUGGUGAAGCUAUCACUUUAGAUCAAUUAGCUUUAAGAGCUCCAAAGGGUCAAAACACCUUAAUCGUCAGAGGUCCAAGAAACGCCAGAGAAGCCGUUAGACACUUUGGUUUCGGUCCACACAAGAACAAGGCUCCAAGAAUCUUAUCUAAGGGUAGAAAGUUCGAAAGAGCUAGAGGUAGAAGAAACUCUAAGGGUUUCAAGGUCUAA
Messenger RNA from Hemisphaericaspora subhashii, 561 nucleotides. It is a transcript of the gene RPL18, whose product is annotated as 60S ribosomal protein eL18. Gene Ontology annotation, biological process: translation. Gene Ontology annotation, cellular component: cytosolic large ribosomal subunit; ribosome. NCBI's taxonomy places the organism in Eukaryota, Fungi, Ascomycota, Pichiomycetes, Serinales, Debaryomycetaceae. The record is from RefSeq and is a predicted model, not a curated record. Gene Ontology annotation, molecular function: structural constituent of ribosome; RNA binding. The transcript is spliced from 2 exons. The coding region runs from base 1 to 561 and encodes 186 amino acids.